GCGCACAUUUCGUGGCAAAGUUUUCAACAUGUAUAUUUAUGAUAAGCAAACUUACUAGUGGAUUUGUGUUUUUAGAUGUUUACGAGCUUCUUUGUUAAGCUGACCAACUCGACCGAGCUUGCUAGCUGCAGCGCUGCCUCGGUAGCUCAUUGAAUUGAUGUGUUUAAGUUAUUAAGGAGAAAUGUCGUUCAGAGGAGGGGGAAGAGGUGGAGGCUUUAACCGGGGUGGAGGAGGCAGAGGCGGCGGAGGAUUUGGUGGUCGAGGCGGUGGAGGAGGAUUUGGUGGUCGAGGCGGCGGCGGAGGCUUCCGCGGAGGUGGCAGGGGGGGCUUCAACAGACAGCAAGACUAUGGUCCCCCAGAACAUGUCGUGGCACUCGGAGAGUUCAUGCAUCCGUGUGAGGACGACAUCGUGUGUAAGUGUACAACAGAGGAGAAUAAAGUCCCCUACUUCAACGCCCCAGUGUACCUGGAAAACAAGGAGCAGAUAGGCAAAGUGGAUGAAAUAUUCGGACAGCUGCGUGACUUUUAUUUUUCAGUCAAGCUCUCCGAAAAUAUGAAGGCGUCUUCAUUCAAGAAAAUGCAGAAGUUCUAUAUAGACCCAAUGAAGCUCCUCCCCCUGCAGAGGUUCCUCCCCCGGCCGCCAGGAGAGAAAGGUCCACCAAGAGGAGGCCGAGGUGGGGGUAGAGGUGGAGGAAGAGGAGGUGGUCGUGGAGGUGGAUUCCGAGGCGGCCGGGGCGGCGGCGGCCGUGGUGGAGGAUUUGGAGGCGGUGGACGGGGAGGAUUCAGAGGAAGAGGAGGAGGUGGUGGUGGCCGGGGAUUCAGAGGUGGGAGAUGAUGUAACGGCGGUGAUCUGGUGUGAUCUUCUCCUCCCUGUAUGCUGCUGCCCGAGUGAAAAGUUGUGGUUCGGUCCCAGAGCCUGGACUGAAGUCGCAAAAUAUAGACAUUAUAUCUUUUUAUACUACUUGAAUGGAGUUUUUUUUUUUUUUCUUAAUUUUGUACCAGUCCUGGACGAGCAGUGGAUCUCCAUGCAUUUUAUUUAAAGGACUCAGGUAUAUACUUGUGUGUAAAGAAAUGGUGAUCUUCAUGUCCAGCUGUCAGCAACCAAGGGAGUUUAAAGGUCACUCUGUGAUGAGGCAGGUCAACAUCUUACACCGUCUGUAUUAAAAUGCUCUGCCCAUGUCACAGGUGUUUGUACUUUAUGAUUUCAAGUUCAUGAGACUUUUGCCCGUACUUCAAAUUUUGGGGAUGUAUUUUUCCAAAAAAGGGGGGGAUAUAUGUUGAAGAUUCCUUAAUAUUCAAAAUGUGUAAAAUCUUAAGCUGAAUAUAAUCACUUUUUGUAAGAAAAAUCCAUGAUUAAAAGUUGCUUCACAGCUGUGUUUUGUGAAUUAUGUGAAACCUUGUAUGUGUGGAGCUGGGAUAGGGCAAAAAUCCUGAGCAGUUCUGGAGGUGGGUUGUUUCCUCUUCUUU
Molecule: messenger RNA, 1467 nt
Organism: Myripristis murdjan (pinecone soldierfish)
Lineage: Eukaryota; Metazoa; Chordata; Actinopteri; Holocentriformes; Holocentridae
Gene: gar1
Product: GAR1 homolog, ribonucleoprotein
Exons: 7
Coding region: 182-835 (217 amino acids)
Biological process (GO): ribosome biogenesis; snoRNA guided rRNA pseudouridine synthesis
Cellular component (GO): box H/ACA snoRNP complex
Molecular function (GO): box H/ACA snoRNA binding
Source: RefSeq, a predicted model, not a curated record